AUGUCACUAUGGGGAGGAUUUGCAAACCCAACCAACUACAACGACAGCGGACUCGAGAAGCGCCUCGAGCUCGACUUCGACACCUCUGUGGAUGUGCAAACAUUCAAGGUGGCUGAGCUGGAGGAUGUGCUAGCUGCUGCUGGGCAGGAACUGCAGCACCACUCGCCUGCGAAGGACCUGCUGUCGCUGGAGAUGACGCAAAGCAUUCUUAUUGUGAUGAAGCAGAAGCUUGUGGUGACGUCCGCGUCGGAGGUGAUGCUGCACCAGUUGAUUACCCCAAUUAUCGCUUUCCUCAAGUCAAAAGGCGUGCGUGUGGAGUGGGCCUCAUACCUGCGCAAGAACACCACCUCACCGUGGUGCACCGAUAGCGAGACGAGCGACAUCAUGGCUCAGGAGUACGCAGAGCUCAAGGCCGCCUUUCCGACCGGCAAGUCCUUUCUAACCGGUCCUGUGGAUGGUCAUCACUACUUCAACUUUGUGUACGACGGCGUUAACAGGGUGGCGGAGCGUAAGGAGGAGGAUGUGCAGGUGAACAUGUUCCUCUACGACGUCGCAGAAGGGCUGGAUGAGGUAGACAAGACAACACAGCGCUUCCUCGCCCUGCCGAAUGGCGAGUACGAGGUGACGCGCACUUUCGCUGGUGUGCCGUGCGUCUCCUUCGAGACGAAUGCAAAGGCUGCAGUAACGACCCCGAAGCGCGUGCAGGAGCUCGUCGACACCUUCCGCCCAGCCUACUUCACGAUUGCUGCCCUGCAAGACAAGGAUGCCGACGGGCCAGCGCUGCGCCGAAACUUCCAUGCCUUCCACGCCUACACGUUGCAGAACCGCACGGUGAACUUCUUUGGUGAGGGCUACGCGUUCCACCAGCUCUUGUUUGCCCGCAGCACUGAGUAG
Molecule: messenger RNA, 894 nt
Organism: Leishmania braziliensis MHOM/BR/75/M2904
Lineage: Eukaryota; Euglenozoa; Kinetoplastea; Trypanosomatida; Trypanosomatidae
Product: putative S-adenosylmethionine decarboxylase proenzyme-like
Exons: 1
Coding region: 1-894 (297 amino acids)
Biological process (GO): spermine biosynthetic process; spermidine biosynthetic process
Cellular component (GO): cytosol
Molecular function (GO): adenosylmethionine decarboxylase activity
Source: RefSeq, a predicted model, not a curated record